AUGCAAAAUUAAAUAAUCAUAAAUAAUUUUGUACAAAUAAAAUAUUUGUUACGCAUUAUUGAGUUUACAUAAUCACUCAAAUAUUAUAUUUUGUUUAUUUACAUGCUCACUAUUCUUAAACAUAAUAGUAUGUAAAAUAUAAAAUCUUUAUUUUAAAGAAAUUUAAAGAAUAAAACUUUAUAUUUUUAUACUUUAAACUCAGAUAUUCAUAUAAAUAUUACGAUAAAUAUUUUUAUUUAUAUCAAUAUCACUUAAGAAAACUUAGUUUAAAUGAAUAUUUAAGUAUAUCCAAUGGCAAUCACAAGUGAAAAGGUUUUAAAAACUUAAGGAGAUAGUUCAGAAAAUGUGAUACCAGAUUCUGAUUAAGAAGAUAGUUUGUAGAGUCCCGUUUUAAAGGAAACACCAUCCUCAUCAUCCAAACCUCUCAAACAUAUACGAUUUAGUGGAACAAAUUAAUUAUGUUAUUUUCCUAAAAGUGGCAAAAAAGAUCUCUCACCAUCACCAACUAGAAAAAGCUAGCAAUCUAUUCAAUCAAUACUCAAAAAUAAAGAAAAAGUAAUUUUCUUCACAGAUGAAAAAUGA
Messenger RNA from Paramecium pentaurelia, 582 nucleotides. NCBI's taxonomy places the organism in Eukaryota, Ciliophora, Oligohymenophorea, Peniculida, Parameciidae. The record is from the annotation of a GenBank genome assembly.